Molecule: messenger RNA, 2862 nt
Organism: Argentina anserina (silverweed cinquefoil)
Lineage: Eukaryota; Viridiplantae; Streptophyta; Magnoliopsida; Rosales; Rosaceae
Product: putative disease resistance protein At1g50180
Exons: 2
Biological process (GO): defense response to other organism
Molecular function (GO): ADP binding
Source: RefSeq, a predicted model, not a curated record
UAGAUGAACUGGUUUUCAUACAUAGAUGAAGAGACAGCUCCAUUGUUAACAAGAGCUGGUUUCUGGCUUUGAUCAUAAAACUGGUAUAUAUGGCUGAGGCUAUUGUUUCCAUUGUGGUCGGAAGGCUCGGAGACUUCAUCAUUCAUGAAGCCAAUCUCUUGUGUGGAGUCAGGGACCAGGUUGAGCUUGCACAGACAGAGCUACAGAUGAUGCAGGGCUUCUUGAAAGAUGCAGACAAAAGGCAGAAGGAUGAUGAAACAGUGCGCAUUUGGGUUGCCAAAGUUAGAGAUGCUGCUUAUGAUAUGGAGGAUGCCAUUGAAAUCUUUACCUUUAGAGUCUCUUCCGAGACGAGAACGCUUGCUUGUUUCUUGAUUAAAGGAUAUGGUGUUCACAAGAUUGUUGCAGAAAUUGAGAAGAUCACAACCAGAAUCUCUAGCUUGAGGCUGAGUUUGCAGACUUACAACGUCAGAGAAAUAAGAGAGAGUAGAGAUGGUGUGAUCUCUUCAUAUCAAAGGCACCAACAACUGAGGCGAACUUACUCGCACAUCAUUGAACCUCAUGUUGUUGGGUUACAAGACAACAUAAAGGAUUUGGUUACACAUCUCGUGAAGAAUGAGAAUUGCCACAAAGUUGUCUCUAUCUGGGGAAUGGGUGGUUUGGGGAAGACCACUCUUGCCAAGCAGGUUUAUCACCACAGCGAAGUUAGGCGCCAUUUUAGUUGUUUUGCUUGGGUGUGUAUAUCUCACAGAUUUCAAGUAAGGGAAGUCUGGGAAGGAAUUCUAGUUAAACUAAUUUGUGCUACAAAUGAGCAACGAGAAGAAAUUGCGAGAAUGAAGGAGGAUGAAAUUGCCAAAAAGCUUUAUCUUGUUCUACAAGAAAGGACAUGUUUGGUGGUGCUUGAUGAUAUCUGGAGUACUGAGACAUGGGAUUCUUUGAAAGCUGGAUUUCCACAUGAGAAAACCAUGAGCAAGAUACUACUCACUACACGCAACAAAGGAGUAGCUCUACACGCAGAUAGGAAAGGGUUUCUUCACCAACCUCGACCACUGAAUGAUUGCGAAAGCUGGCAAUUGUUUGAGAUCAUAGCUAUUUUUGGAAGGGAAGAAACAAAUCCUGAAAUCCACUCAAAGAUGAAAGAGUUGGGAAAGAAGAUGCUUUUGCAUUGUCGAGGUCUGCCGUUAGCCAUCAGUGCACUUGCAGGGCUUCUAGCUAGAAAAGACACAAUUGAUGAGUGGAAUACAGUGCUUAAGAAUGUUUAUUCAUACAUAAGAAGAGGAAGAGGCCAUGAAGAAGAAUAUGCAGGUGCAUCGUGGGUUUUGGCAUUGAGUUAUGAUGACUUACCAUAUCAUUUAAAGCCAUGCUUUCUGUAUUUAGGUCACUUUCCUGAGGAUUCUGAAAUACCAGUGACAUUGUUGACUUAAUUAUGGAUGGCAGAAGGUCUAAUAUCUUUUGGGCAACAAGGACAAAGUUCCAGUGGAUCAUUGGAGGAAAUAGGGUACAGCUACUUGUGUGAAUUAGUGGAAAGGUGUGUGGUUCAAGUUGGAGAAAGGGGUUUAAUCAGAAAGAUUAAAACUUGCUGCAUCCAUGAUCUAAUGAGAGACUUAUGCCUGUUAAAGACAGAAGAGGAGAACUUCCAUCAAAUUGUCAACUUUUCAAGCAAAAAAGAGGCAAUCUAUCCUUCUGCUUCGUCCACAGUAAGUAUGAGUAAAGUUCGUAGACUUGCAAUUUAUUUAGAUUCUGAAGCUGACAGAUUGCUUCCACCAAAAGAUGAAAGAAAUGACCACCUCAGGUCCUUGUUAUACUUUGUACCAAGAAACUGGAUGCCGCGAAAUCAAAGAUUGGUACAUUCAGUUUUUAAGGUCUUCAAACUGCUUAGAGUUUUGAAGUUUGAAAAUAUGAGUAGAGAAGUAGAGCUGCCAAGUGAAAUUGGGAAUAUGGUUCAUCUCAGAUUCCUAAGCCUAAGGCGUUGCCAUAUAAAGCGGUUGCCAUUGUCCAUAGGGAAUUUGAAGAGCAUGCAAACUCUAGAUUUUCGAUUUCGUCAACUGGAUAUUGUUCCAAAUGUGCUGUGGAAGAUGGAACAACUGAGACACUUGUAUUUACCUCUGUACUACCGUGCAAGUGGUAAACUGCGACUAUCUACCCUUCACAAUUUGCAGACCUUAUUACAUGUUGGCAACUCUCAUUUGAGUGAUAUUACUGACCUAACCAAUCUCAAUAAAUUGGCUGUGCAAUUGUCGAGCCCCUCAAAGAAUUUGGAGAAGGUAUUAACAUCUACAAGCGGCACACUUGAGCGCCUCAGGUCUCUAUAUGUGCAUAACUUGGUCGGAACUCGUAGUUGUGCAGAGGUUUCACAAAUAGUUUCAAGAUGUCUCAACCUUUACAAGCUUGAUUUGAAAGGUCCAACUGUAGAGUUACCAAAAAACCUACAUUGCUAUCCAAAUCUCACCAAGUUAUGGUUAUGUCGUUGCUUUCUAAAGGAGAAUCAAAUGUCAGUACUAGAGAAGCUGCCAAAGUUGAGAAGUCUUUCCCUCCAAUCCAACACAUUUGAGGACAGUGUCAAGACACUCGUCUGCUCCAAAGGAGGCUUUCUUCGUCUUGAAUUCCUCUCGCUUUAUUACAUGGAUGAAAUAGAUGAGUGGACUGUGGAGGAAGGAGCCAUGCCUAAUCUCUGCCGGUUGAAGAUUUCGCGGUGUAGAGGAUUGACCACAUUUCCAGAUGGUUUGAGAUAUAACAGUAGCCUUAAAGAGUUGUGCAUUACACGGAUGCCUAGGAUCUUCCUUAGUAAACUUCAGGAAGGAGGAGAAGACUUCUAUAAAAUCAAACAUGUGCCUUCGCUUGUAUUUGGAGAGGCACGCGACUAGG